AGAUUAAUUUUCAAAUGAAAAUUAUUUAUUUAAUUAUUUUAUCAAAUGGUUAUUAUUAUUUUAAAACUAAGGCAUAUGGCAAUAAAUAUUAAUCAUUAUUUUCAAAUUGUUUUGUUGUUGAUUAAUUAAAUUGUGACCGUGUGACCUCAUUCAGUGGGUCUCUAUGUCAUUGUCCUAUCAUUCCAUCGCGCAGCUCCAAAACCGACAAGUUUGAAACUGUGUCAUGUUGGGGUGGUUACUACCAGGUAUUUUUUUGAGCUCACUGAUCUCAGUUAACAAGUAACAACCCCAACUUGUCGAGAUAGGUCUCUACUAUUAUUUUUUUUUGUCAAAUUGAAAAAGCUAUUUAAAAUGUUCAACUUGUAUCAAACGUUGAAUAAAAAAGAAGAAGGUGAUAGUCCACGUCGUCGUGUGUCUGAUGUAACUGGUCAUGACAGAUUUUAUCAAGAACGUCCACGUUCAAGACGUAAACGUCGUCCAAUAAGUAGACGUACAAGAAGUGCAACUGAAUUUGAUUCAGAUGCAAUGGUAACGGCACGUUCAACAAAUGCAUUUACACGACGUAAUAGAAGUGCCAGUAUUGAAAGUACAGAUGACAACGAUGAUGGUUUUCAGCUGACAAAUAAAAUUGAUAGUCUUGCUAAAAUUUUGUUUAAUCGAGUAUCUGUUGCUAAAGCCAACCGGGACAAUGAAAUUAAAAAUGGUAAAAAUCAGUACGAAUCAUUGGAUCAAGGUGCCAGUAUUCGAAAUGAUUCUGGAGAAUGCAUGGAACUAGAAAUACGAACAAGAACACGAGCUUUAGUAAUUUGUGAAAUUUACACUCAACGAACUGAUCGCUACAGUGUCAUCAAACAAUUAGCACUACUUGGCUCAAGAAUUGAUAAAAAUUGGUUUGCUGUUCGUGACACACUAUUAAAAACUGAUAGGAUCUUGACAAUGGUACCAUUGAAUCGUUUUUGUCCAGUAAUUGUAACUCCGUCCACUCGAGAAAUAUUAAAUAAACUAUUUCUGGCACUUCAACAUCCAUAUGUCUGUCCAGUUUUUGAUUCUGAAUUCAUUGACUUUGAGUCAAACAAGUUCAUUAUUAUGGUUCAGCCAAUCAAUCAAGGUAGUCUCAAAGAUUUAAUUUAUGGAAUCGAAAAAAAUUGUUGGAAUGCUGAUUGGGGUGUUAAGUAUGCUUCAAGAGGUUCUGGUCUUGUUCUACAUCAAAUUCAACGUCUUGGUCGUCAAGUACUUGAGGCAUUGAUAUUUUUACGCGAACGAGGCUUUCCAACAGUAACACAUCUUCAUUCAGGAAAUGUUUUAAUUCAAAAUGGUGUUGCUAGAAUCACUGGUCUUGAAAAUUCACUUUUUGGAUUCACUAGUCGAGUUCAUUCGGUUAUAACAUCAAAAUAUGUACCAAAAAAUUCAGUUGAUUGUGUUUGUUUUGGCCAUAUGCUGUUUGAAAUGUGUACUGGAUAUGAACUUUGCUCAUUUCAACCAUCACCAAUUCAUAUGGCUGAUUUAGAUAAAUAUCCACUGGUCGCAGACUUGAUGAAACUUAUAUUCAAUCAACCUGGGUAUUACCCGAGUAUUGAAGAGCUGUUGAUACAUGACCUUUUUCGAAAUAUCGAUCUGCGCGAAAUGCGACAUGCGCCAGCGACAAUGUUUGCACCAAUUGUGACACCAUCAAUUGUCGGACUUUUGGAAGGUGUUAAGAGACAUAAUAGCGCAAGGUCUAGCUAUGUAAAUAGAGAACUAGCUUAUUAGAAUGUGAUUAUAUGGUGGAAAAAUAUGACUGUCAAUGAAUAAUAAACGAUAUACCGAUCACUGCUUAUUAAAAAUGGAACUAUGUGUCUUUAAAAAAAAGUCAAAAAACAUAUCUAAUGG
This is a messenger RNA of Aphidius gifuensis, 1869 nucleotides long. RefSeq names its product slowpoke-binding protein (gene Slob). The coding region runs from base 352 to 1749 and encodes 465 amino acids. Gene Ontology annotation, molecular function: ATP binding; protein kinase activity. The transcript is spliced from 8 exons. Lineage: Eukaryota; Metazoa; Arthropoda; Insecta; Hymenoptera; Braconidae. Gene Ontology annotation, biological process: protein phosphorylation. The record is from RefSeq and is a predicted model, not a curated record.